UCUGUGAUUCCUAUACUUGGCAUGGGAGGUAUAGGAAAGACAACUCUUGCUCAGCUUGUAUACAAUGAUGAAAAAGUGCAAAGCUCUUUCGAAGUGAAAGCAUGGAGUUGUGUUUCUGAAGACUUCAAUGUUGACAGAGUCACAAAAACAAUUUUGCAAUCUCUCAUUCCUGCUUCUGAGAACUGUGAUGGCAAGGAUCGAAAUUGGUUGCAAGUCAAACUAAAAGAGAAACUGCAAGGCAAGAAGUUUCUAGUAGUUCUCGAUGAUCUUUGGAAUGAGAAAUACCAUGAUUGGACUAUCCUACGUGCUCCUUUCUUAGCAGGGGCUUCAGGAAGUACAAUUGUCAUCACAACUCGCAAUGAGAGAGUUUCUUCAACGACAGGUACCAUUCCAGCCUAUUAUUUGCAAGGGUUGUCAAAUGAUGCUUGUUUGGCUGUAUUUACUCAAAAUGCGUUGGGGGCAAGCAACUUUAGUGCACAUACAAACCUUCAAGAUAUUGGUGAAAAAAUCGUUAAAAGAUGUAAAGGCUUGCCUUUGGCUGCAAAGACUCUCGGAGGCCUCUUGCGCACUACACAGGUUCGUGAUGAGUGGGAAAAUGUACUUAUGAGCAAGAUAUGGGAUAUACCAGAGGAGAGAAGUGGAAUUCUUCCAGCUCUUAUGUUGAGCUACCAUCAUCUCCCUUCACAUUUAAAAAGGUGCUUUAUGUAUUGUUCAAUACUGCCUAUGGACUAUGAAUUUGAAGAGCAACAAUUGGUUUUGUUGUGGAUGGCAGAAGGUCUAAUUCAAUCACAACAAGGGGACAGGCAACUAGAAGUUUUGGGUAGGAAGUAUUUUCGUGAGUUGUUGUCAAGGUCCUUUUUCCAACAAUCAAGCACGGCGAAAUCACAAUUUGUGAUGCAUGACCUGAUUAACGAGUUGGCCAAAUGGGUUGCAGGAAAUAUUUGCUUCAGAAUGGAGGAUCGAAUUGGGGGUAGCAAUGAAAGGAGACUUUCUAAAAAAGCUCGACAUUCUUCUUACUUGGGUGGUAGAUACGAUAGUACUAGAAAGUUUGAGGCUUUUUCUGAACUAACGUGUCUACGAACCUUCAUGCCUCUUAUGCUACCUGAGGGAUGUAGAAACACCAUCAUUUAA
Molecule: messenger RNA, 1131 nt
Organism: Corylus avellana
Lineage: Eukaryota; Viridiplantae; Streptophyta; Magnoliopsida; Fagales; Betulaceae
Source: RefSeq, a predicted model, not a curated record